Aspergillus eucalypticola CBS 122712 is the source of this 267-nucleotide messenger RNA. RefSeq lists its product as uncharacterized. The record is from RefSeq and is a predicted model, not a curated record. Gene Ontology annotation, biological process: regulation of transcription by RNA polymerase II. The transcript is spliced from 2 exons. The annotation marks the transcript as partial. Gene Ontology annotation, molecular function: RNA polymerase II cis-regulatory region sequence-specific DNA binding; DNA-binding transcription factor activity, RNA polymerase II-specific. Gene Ontology annotation, cellular component: nucleus. NCBI's taxonomy places the organism in Eukaryota, Fungi, Ascomycota, Eurotiomycetes, Eurotiales, Aspergillaceae.
ACGGAUUUCCGUAGGUACCCUCGCAUACACUCUAGUGAACAGCUAUAUCACUGUGAAGGAAAUGAAUGCAAUAAAUCUUCUAGACAAAACGGUGCUCUGAAAGUCCACCUGCGCACCCACACAGGCGAGAAGCCCUAUAGCUGUCAGUAUAGAGACUGCCUCGAGGCGUUUUCCAAUUCUUCGACUUUAGCGCGUCACCGACGGUUUCACGCAAAAAAAGCGUCCGUAUGUAUGCGAGCUGCCCAGCUGUGGACGAAGGUAAGGUGA